Molecule: messenger RNA, 969 nt
Organism: Penicillium egyptiacum
Lineage: Eukaryota; Fungi; Ascomycota; Eurotiomycetes; Eurotiales; Aspergillaceae
Source: the annotation of a GenBank genome assembly
AUGGUCUGGUGGCCCUGGUCAUAUUGGAUCCUGUGUUUUGCGUGUCUUCUGCUGGCCGUCUUGGCCGUUUUUGUUAUUCCUGCAACCCCGGUGCUAAGCAACUCAGAGCCUGAAAGUCCCAGUAUCUAUCAGCGUGUCGAUAUCUUCGGCUCUAUCACCGGCGUGGUCGCCCUGGUUCUCUUCAACUUUGCCUGGAACCAAGGCCCUGUUGUCGGCUGGCCGACACCUUACACCUACAGCAUCAUGAUUGUCGGCGUCGUCAUCUUCGUCGUCUUUAUCCUCGUCGAGAGCCACCCCCUGAUCCCCUUCGGCGCCCUGCAUAUAGAGUCCCUCUUCACUCUAGCCUGCAUUAGCGCCGGCUGGUCCAGCUUCGGUAUCUACAUCUUCUAUACCUUCAAUAUCCUCGAGAUCCUGAGGGGCCAGACCCCUCUGCUCAUAUCUGCCCAGUUCGUUCCUAUCGCCAUAAGUGGGCUGUUUGCUGCCGGAACCACCGGUCUGAUAUUGAGUCACUUCCGCACUUCGACCGUGGUCCUCAUCUCCAUGACCUUCUUUCUCAUUGGAUGUAUCAUCUUUGCCACUCUACCAGUCCACCAGGUCUAUUGGGCGCAGACUUUCGUGAGUAUCAUCGUCCUCCCUUGGGGUAUGGACAUGUCCUUCCCCGCCGGCACCAUAAUCCUGAGUCGAGCUAUGCCGCGGGAGCAUCAGGGUGUCGCCGCGUCGCUGGUCAAUACCUUUGUUAACUACUCUAUCUCCAUUGGGCUUGGGUUUGCCGGCACGGUCGAGGGGCAGGUCAAUAAUAGAGGGAAAGAUGUUCUACAAGGAUACCGGGGCGCAUUGUAUAUGGGUGUCGGUCUCUCCGGCUUGGGUGUAGCUGUGGCUCUGGUUUUCUGUUUUGUGGAGCGGCAUCAGUCUAAGACACCAGAAAAGGUGGAGCAGGAAAAGAGCGAAAUGCAGGAAGAAUUUGUUUAG